GCCAUGGACCCCAAUAACCUCUGACCCCGGAAGAUGAUCCGGCUGGUGACGUUGUUUGAAAUAUGGCGGCGAUGAGGACGUCUGCUGUUCGGAGUUGGAGCCUUCUUCAGUGGGUUUUGUUGUUGACAACUGUUCGAUGCCGAAUCCAUCAUCUGAUCUUGAAGGAUGAUGUUAGACAGAAGGUCCACUUAAACACAUUUGGUUUUUUCAAGAAUGGAAAUAUGUCUGUGGAAAUGACCAGCUUAAUUUCUAAGGAUUUUGACUUCAAACUUGUUGAAAAUACUGCGUUGGGGCUAAGCUUGGACCGAAGCAAGAAUGAUGGUUUCUCGUCCUAUUUGGAAGAUGAAAUUGAUUUCUGCUUUUUGAAGAAAAAGCCGUCAGCUGAUACACCUGUCACACUUUUCCUUUUUGACUUUAAAGCACAACGUAUUACAGUUACGACAUCGGGCAGCAAUCAGCCAUCAGUCAGUGAUGCUGGGACCACAAGUAGACAAAAGGUCAAAGUCAGUAAAACGAAUGCAAAUACCCAGGGAAAGCGUAACAUGAAUGUAACAGCAGAUCACCCUGACGAAGUUCAGAAAGACAAACCAAAAUCUCCGGAUAAUACAGGUGAACCGAAGGCAGCGAGGAAAACAAUCUCACUACGGAAAAAUAAUGCAUCGUAUUCAUUCAUGUUCUCAUUUACCAUCAAUACUGAUGAAGAACAAGGACUUUAUAGUCUCUACUUUCAUAAUUGCUACAGCAACAAAACAGCAUCUCUUCGGUCUUUCAAAUUUGACAUGGAUAUUACAAUAGUGGAAUACAACCCCGGCAGCUACUUGUCUGCAGGGGAGAUCCCGCUCCCCAAGCUCUACAUCUCUAUGGCUUUCUUCUUCUUUUUGGCUGGAGUUAUCUGGGUUUAUAUUCUCCGAAAACGCAGCAAUGAUGUGUUCAAGAUCCACUGGCUGAUGGGUGCGCUAGCAUUUACAAAGUCCCUUUCGUUGGUUUUCCAUGCAAUUGAUUAUCACUUUAUUUCAACUCAGGGUUACCCUAUCGAGGGUUGGGCUGUGGUGUACUACAUAACACAUUUGUUGAAAGGCGCCCUGUUGUUCAUUACGAUUGCACUGAUAGGAACUGGCUGGGCCUUUGUUAAACACAUCCUAUCAGAUAAAGACAAGAAAAUCUUUAUGAUAGUUAUUCCACUCCAGGUACUUGCCAAUGUUGCUUACAUCAUAAUCGAGUCUACAGAAGAAGGGACAACUGAAUAUGGACUGUGGAAGGAGAUCCUCUUCCUUGUAGACCUCUUGUGUUGUGGUGCUAUUCUCUUCCCUGUGGUGUGGUCAAUUAGACAUUUGCAAGAGGCGUCAGCAACUGAUGGAAAAGCUGCCAUUAAUUUGGCGAAACUAAUGCUCUUCAGACAUUACUAUGUCAUGAUUGUGUGUUAUAUUUAUUUUACGCGAAUCAUUGCAAUCCUGAUCAAAAUUAUCGUACCUUUCCAGUGGAAGUGGCUGUAUCAGUUCCUAGAUGAACUCGCCACACUUGUAUUUUUCUGUUUGACGGGAUACAAGUUUCGACCAGCUUCAGAUAAUCCCUACCUUCAACUAUCUCAGAAUGAGGAGGAUGUCGAGAUGGACGAAGUAGUAACUACAAUUGGAAUGAUGGAAGGAAUAAAAAAAGUUAACCAGUCAUCGAAUGGCUCCACAGAACAGAGAGCAGAACUGGAACGAGUGGCAUGAUGGGCCUUGGAGAGUAACCUUUUCAUCCUUCUCACCUUGGAAUGGAAUAUGUGGCAAAAGCACUUGAUUCAGGGUUUGAGGAAGUGCUUCUGCACGAAAUGAUACUUGGUAUAUUGUUAUGAAAGAAACAAUAUUCCUGUAAAAUCUUUGCUGUUUUUCAAUCAUCUGAUGAGCAGUUUGCUGCUGGUACUGAUCAUCCUUGCCCUGUAAGCCAGUUUAGCACUCUCAGACCUCAAGGCUAUUUCCUCGUUAUGAGGCUUUUAAGCUUGCUUAAUUAAUUUCGAUUGUGAGUUUCUUCUGAUUCACAGUGUUGGCUGUAAAUCUGUCGAUUUUUACAAGCUUUUACCAUUGUCCUGUAGGAUCUUUAAGACUGAAGGCUCAUCUCAAGCAAGUCUGUGGUUAUCAAUACAAGCUUCCAGCUGCAGAAUUUAAGUUAUGUUUAUACUAAAUAUGAUUCUGCUGAGCUGGUUUCACUGCACAGAAUGAGUUAAAUUAACAGGAGGUCAUUGCCUGCAGCAAAGGGAAGGAUGAGUCAUGUGCUAAGUUUCAAGUUAAACUUGGGAGAUGAGCCUAACACGACUUUACCUUUCCUCUCAGGUAAAAGGGAUUUGCAGCCCACAGCCUGUUUAGUAGAAAUAAUUAUUUUUAUUUUGAGCACCUCAACAUUAUAAUUCAAAAAUAAAAAAAUAUAAGUUGAUUCACAAUGAAGGGUACUGAUCAAGAAAUUCCUGGAUUGAAGAUGUAAUUAUUUUUUUCCCAAGCUGAUUCAUGUUCUGCAUGCCAUGACAGUGGCUCAAAUGCACCAUGAAUGGUCCAUACGUUUUUAGCUCAUCUUGGGCAGGGCUACAGUUACCAAAGGGAAAUCUAGCCCAGCAUGCACCAUCUGGGAAGAAGGGAAAUUCUAGCAUUUCUAUCUUUGUGCUUUGCUUUGGAUUUGGAUUUUCAGCAUCUGCAGAUUUUCUUGUGUUUGUGAUUUUUAAUUCUCGUAACUUUCCAAUGGCUCCAAUUGGAAAGAGUGCAUAUGUAGAUUUAACUGGUAAAAAUUACCUCAUACAUUAAUCGCCCACACCAUUAUGAAACUCUGAACGACAGUACUAAUAGAUUCCUUUAUGAGAAGAGCAAGUAUUUGUUAUAACAAUACUAUCGCUGGAACCAAUAUACCCACCUUAGCAGUAUGGUAAGAUGAGUUAAUAUUCAAGAGAUGAGUCAUUCUUAAGGAAUUUAAGGAUAGCUAGUCUAAAUUAAUAUUUAUCUAGAAUUUUUUUUGUUAGUUUCUCCUGAAAAUUGAAUUUCCUGCAGUUUGUGACUCAGAGUCUCCACUCCUUCAGGUACUUGGCUGAUUUGUUGGUGUAACUGUGUAGUCCUUGGAUUAACAAGCUGUGUGUAGGAGUAUCAUCGUGAGGCACAGUUGUCACAAGUGUGCUGUAGAAAGUGGUGUGGGCUCGUUAGAUCCCAUCAUUUGGGAAAGAGUUCCAUCUCUGAAAGCUUUAUCAAUCAUAUGGUGAAAGCCUCAUGAUACAGGCUACAAAUUUAAGGUCAGAAGUGAUGCUAUGAUACUAACAAAUUCAUGUUGUGUUUUAAAUAUUUAUAAUUGCAUAAUUUUAUCAUCUUUGCUCAUUGCACUGCUUUCUCACAUUCAUCUUGCCAGUGCACAGCAGCGAGCUUUCUUUUUGAUUUAAUCAAUCUCUUUUGGCUUUCAAGCUUGUGCCAACUUCUCCUCUACUUCGCAAUUUCUGGGUGAUGCAGCAGAUGUCAGAAACUUGCUUUCUUUAAUUGGAGAAAGCAAGUUUGACUCCACCUGUUACCACUCUGUUGCAGUACAUCAGUCCAGACUUUCUUUAGUGAAUGAUUUUAUCACAGAAUUUAUUCAAAUUGUAUUUGGCAAAAGCUUUUCUUAUUUCCUACAAAGAACACACUACUUGUUAUUAAUGCUUUUUUGCUCUCUUCACCCCUCUUUCCAACUCAAAAUAGAUUUGAUGUUAAUAAGUUCUGCUUAAUUAUACAUCUGUGUUUUGCAUGCAACUUCCCCCCUCCACCAUCUUUGGCCUUCUCUAAAAAAUACAAUGCACACUCACUUUCUCAGCAUAGACUGCUUAUAAAGUUAUAAGGAGCCAUUUUGUGAAGUUUGACCAGUCCAAUAUUAUGGAUUCUGGUCACCUACCAGUAAUCAGCCAUCUUAUACAGUCAGCAAGUGUUUUAAAUCUCUGAUGGGCUUGAAGGGAUAAUAACCAGGUGUCACUAGAUCAAACACUGAUGGAUACACAUUCAAAAGCGAAUACAUAAACGGCAGCAAAGGUUUAAGUUGAGAAAAAGAUGAAUUUACAAAUAAACUCUUCUCAGGCUUCCAUACAGGUACAGGUAUUGAUUUUAACUGAGAUUUCAAAGACAAACUCCACCAUCUUCAUCAGAGAUGAUGAUGAAGAUGGCAAAGUUUGUCAUCAAAUCUUUAGUUAAAAUCGAUACCUGUACUUCGCUGGAACCUCAAAAAGAGUUGUCAUAUAUACCAGGAAAGCACUAGCUCCUUUUUUUUAAAGAUGAAUUUGGUUUAAUUGUUAUAUCAUCUUGGAUCAUGAGAAAGCAUUUUGAUGGACGGCAGUGUUAAGGGUUUUUUUACUCAAGGAAGAAACAAAUUCUUGACUUAAAGAUUAUUGCUAUGAUUCGUUGGGUUUGAUUUUGAUUUGUUGGCUGUUGUAUAUGUUAUAUUCUUGUAUAUUGCAAAUAUUGUUGGGUCAUUGUUUACAUUUGGUGCUAUCUUCUGACUGAAGAACAUCUGAUAACGUGAAUGAAACUAAACUGGAUGAGGCAAAUAUAAAAAUAGUUGAAAUGUAUUCCACAAAAACAGCUGCACCUCACGUCCUGCUGGCCUUGAUUUAGUUUAAAAAAAAAUCAAAAAUAACAGAUUUGUUUAGAACAGUUGGAGAUUGUUAUAUGUAGAAUGAAAUGAUUUUUGGAAUGGUGAAAUGAGAUCCAUGUUGGUAGUGUGGGUAAAAAUUUUUUCCCUUAGCUGAAAUAAAGGGAAGAAAAGAGUAUUUUUCCAUCAUAAUAAUAAUUCUUAGGAAAAAAUUGAAUAAAUUUAUCUGAUGUGUUAAUUUAAGAGGCACACUUGCACUUAGUUAUCGUGAGUUAGGAAUGUGGAAACCAGCUGAGGUUUCUGUUAGAGCAUGUGUACAUGCGUGCCCACUUGUUUGUGAGUGUUAACACAGGAUUGUUUCUGAUUUAGUUCAAAAAGAACUGAGCAAAUGAGCAAAAGAAAAUGAAAACUAAGUGGUAGACAUAUCCAGCAGGUCAGGCAGCAUCUAUGAAGACAGAGAGUGUUGAUGUUAACUAUUUCUCCACACACGCUGCUUGAUCACCCAGAUGUUUCCAACACUUUCUGUAUUUAGGACUCAUUUCACAACACCUGGCUUUUCAGAAUCAUUAUGCUUAUCAUUGAUUUAAUAGGUUUCUGUCUAUAUGCUCUUGAAGAUUAACUACCAGUAACUUGUAUAGCUGGUUGACCCUGGAGCUGUGAUUAUAGUUUCACAAGUUAGUUCCAGAAAGAUAAGCAAGUUGAGGGAGUGAGAUGGAUAGACGGCUGACAAGCUGCUUACAUUAUUAAACUGUACACCAUUUUUUUGGGAAGCACACUGAAAAACCAAAUGAUUGUUGCAUUGCUGCCUGCAGCCAUGUCAACUUGUAAAUAUAUUUAUAAAGCAUUAAUGAUUAGAUACUCUGUAGGCUUCAGGGUUGAGUAGCAUUGAGUAGUGAAUAACCUAUUUGUAAAUGGUGUAAAUUUUUACUGUUAAUAUUUAAUUUGGAUGUUGUGAUUUUUCUUUAUUCAGUUCUAGAAGUGUUUGAGUAAUCCAUUUUCUUUGAAGGCUUCUUCAACUUUUUUACCUUAGCUUAAUUGCUUCCACACUUGUACCUGCAUUAUUUAGUGGCUUUCAAGGCAAUUCACGAUGAAUGAACAAAUUUGAGGUCUGUCAGAUACCAGGCUAAAGCAGUACAUAACUUUUUUGAUCGGUUUGUAGAGAAUUCUAUAGACUUUAUCUAUUUAAUAAACAGUAAUUAUUUCACUUUACUUUACAGCUAAUUUCUGCAAGAUAUUUGUUUGUCCCUCCAACAUGUAAUGAUGAGAAACACUCUAGUCAUCCGCAAUUUGUAGGGGCUGGACUGGUCUGUGGGUAUGCCAGCGGCUGGAGAGGCCAAUCCACACUUGAAAAGCUCUUUGGGAGCAUGGACAAAAGAUGGCAGCCUUGCUGGAUUGGAGGUUGCUGGCUUGGGCUUUCCUGCCCAGCCUAUGUAAUUGUCCUUUCUGCCUCAGGUGUCACUGCACCAUUAUGGAGAGAGGAGCACCACUCAAUCUGAUCCUAGGCGAUAUGCUCCCAUGUGUCUGGGUUGAUGUCAAAGGCUUUUAAUGAAGCUUUCAGGGUGUCUUUAUAGUGUUUCCUUUGGCCACCACAGGAAGACUUACCUUUUUGUAGUCCAGUGUAAGCCAGUCUCUUUGGCGUCUGAUGGGAAAUGGUUUAGGGUCAUGGCAUUCCCUUAUUACACUGUCCAUGCUUUGCAGGAGUAAAGCAGAGUGGGAAGUACAAUGGCCUGAUACACCUUCAGCUUCAUCUGUGGACUUGCGCCUCUUUUCUUCCAGGUGUUGUUAGAAAGUUGCUAUGGCAAUCCUGGCGUUUACUUCGUCAUCAAUGACGAUGCUCUGCGACAGUGAGCUGCUAAGAUAUGUGAAUCUGUUCAAUAGUUUAAGUCUUUGAACAUCGACUGUGAUGUUUGGCUCAGUCCAUGAUUUCUGUAGAAGUAGCUGAUGUGUUACUUCAGUCGUUUUGGUAUAGAUGGUAGGCCCAAAGUUGGUAGAUGCAUCAGAAAACUUGUUGACAUAGCGUUGCAUAUCAUCUUUUGAACCAGCAUUGAGAGCACAUUCAUCAGCAAAAAGGAAGUCCCUAACAUAACAGUUUUUGCUUGGAGCUUCCUGAGGUUGAACAGUUUCCCCUCAGAAUCUGAUGCCAAGAUGCCAAUGUCAAUAUCGCUGAAGAUAUCAGUCAACAUGGUGGAAAACACUAGACUGAAUAGCAUUAGUACCAAGAUGUAGCCCUAUUUAACCCCGUUUGAGACAGGAAAUGGCUCAGAUGUCUCACCAUUGUCCUGAACUCUAGCUUGCAUGCCAUCAUGGAAUUGCUGCACCAUGGUGAUGAAUGUUCUUGGGCAUCCAUACUUUUGCCAUGAUCUUCCCUCUCUGCUAACAGUGUUGAAGGCUUUAGUCAGAUCGACAUAGCUGCAAAACACAUCAGCGUUUUGUUCCUGACAUUUCUCUUGCUGCUGCCUUGCAACAAACACCAUGUUGGUAGUUCCACAAUCUUCCCAGAAUCCACACUGGCUCUCUGUGAUGUAUUUCAACCGCUGUGAUCGGGUCUGCACCAGUGCAGUAAACUGGCCAGGGAAAGAAUAGAGUAGGCAAUGUUUAGGGCACUUUUUCUGGCCCCUUCCUCAUAGCAUGGUGGUAAGCAAUACAUCCCUGAAAAGAGCUGCUCAGUCGCUCUGGUGGCUGCCGAAAGCCACCGCUACUCCAUGUCAGUAGGUAACAACCCAAUGGCUUAAGCUGCAAGUGUGCAGGUUUACGGCUACAGCUGCCAGCCUACCCACACCUGACCGUUAGUUUGGGAUGGAAAGAUGGAUGACAAGAGUGACUUGCACAAAGACUUAGUUUAAAGUGAGGAAGAGUUGCGCAGGAUCAACCUCUCUCACUCAUCCAAGACUAUCUGUAUCCAGUGACAAGACAGUUAGGACAUCUAGGGAUGGAGUCAGAUGCAGUGGAACACUGUGAUAUCCUUGGUGCCUUUUCCCUGCAAGGUGCACAACAGUAUUACUUAGCAUUUUGAACUGUGAAGAUGGUAAGAUGUAUGGAGAGAGAUUUUACUAACAUAUAUUUCAGAGGGAAUAUCAAUAGUUUUUGAAAACAAAAUCAUCACUUGCUGCAGUUCAAUAGUAUUGAAGCACCAUUGGUAAUUACAGAGCUUAACAAGCAAGUAGGCAAAUCUUGUUUUUGAAGUGGUAAGAACACACUUCAGGGUUUUGGCUAAUUCUAUUAAUCAGCUGCUUCACACUUUCUCUUGGUGUGGUGAUUUUUGGCUGAAGGAGAUAAAUGGACAAGUAGGUUGAUUAAAGAGUGAAUUACAGAUUUUUGAAUAAAGUGUUCAGUCUCAGAAAUUGUUGUGGAAUUCUAAGCUCCAAGGUUGACAUGCUACUGCUGCUGUAUGAUCCUUUGUCUUUCAUGUACUUAAUAAUCUUUCAAUUAAAGUUAACAAAAAAGAUUCUUGAGGGAUAAUAUUAGCAUUGAAAUACAUGAUUGAGUUGCAAUUUUCACAUAAUUGCACACCGUGAGUUUGAACCUUAAAAACAAAAACAUUAUGUAGUGACAACGUUAAGUACUUCUUUCCUAUAUAAAGUGUUCCCCCAUUGUGCAAUCAAUUGAUUGAAGCCAAAAUUGGAAUUUUCCACGUCACAGCAGUAUUUCAAAAACAUUUUACAAGACAAAUUGACAUUCUUGUUGUUGCAAUUUUGCAGCAUUUUUGAAUACUUGGAACUGACCUCUGGAUGAUCUUCAUGACAACGCAAAAAGAAAACACUGCUAUGACUGGAGAUGGGAAUUAAAAUCAAAAUGCAGGAUAUAGUCAGCAGGGAUCAUUUGUAGAGAGAGAAAAAGCAGUGUAAUGUUUCAGGGUGAUGACCUUCCAUCAGAACAGAUCUGAUUAAAAGUAAUUGGCCUGAAACAUUAGUCGAUUUUCUCUCUCUAGUACGCUAGCUGACCUGUUGAGUAGUUCCAUUAUUUGAUCACAGAUGUAACCAUUAGUAAUGGUACAGGAAUGGUAUUUCCACAGUCUCAGUUACUGCUAAAUCUAGUAGAGAUAUAAGAUUCCAGACAAAUAAGUUUUAAAUACUUUGAUACUGUUCAGAUCUGAUAUAGCAAACAGGAUUGAUGAUUUUUUUAAAAUCUCUUCUAUAAUUCCUGACUUUGUUCUAAACUGUGACAAUGCAAUGUAUCAUAAUGCAGCUUUAAUAUUAUUGUUACUGUCUGUUGCAGACAACAAGUAGAAGAAGCCAAUUGUUGUCUUAAAAAUAAUAGAUGCCAAUAAUUUGUGUGGAGAGCUCUGCUAGGAAGACUGCCCAUUAAUGGAAUCAAGAAUGGUUUUCUGGGAUUGUAGAUGAGUGAGAUUGAUUUAGCCAUGUAUCUAUUCUGUUUGUCAGGUGAUCUAGUUCAGUACAGCAGAACUGAUUAUGCUUACAUAAAAAAACAUUAGAGUAUUCUGACAAAAUAUCUCUAGCAGAUGUAUUAGUCACUCCAUGUAUUGCAAAGUAUGCUAAAAGCAGUAUUAGCUUUAUUUUACGAUGAUACCUCUUGUGGUUCACACGUGGAGACAAGCAUAUGAAAUAUGUUCAGCUGAGUGACCUGAACAGAAGAUUGAAUCAUAUUCCAACAAGACAAGAUGAUUUCAACUGAAUGGGAAAAAAAUAUUUUGUGGAAAACAUUGUUGCUUUCCUGCAUAUCUGUUCAAACUCUAAGCUCCAGAAAAUGUUUGUGCAAUAAAAAAUGGCUGGGCAACUGUUUGAAAAUCCUGAACCUGAUUGCUUAUAGGGUUAUUUUAAUUUGAGCAUGACAGGAGCUAAGGGAAGGUAAGCAUGAUAAGAAUAAUUAACUUUGUAGCUUCAUUGUAAAAUGGAACAAAUGUCGAGUUUCGCAGAAUUAGAUCAGUUGAUAUGGCACCGGUAACAUUACAGAAUUAAAUCAUGCCAUUAUGGUGAUUAGAGGAAAGCAACAAGGGAUUUGGUUUCUGUAAACACAUUUCUUCAUUUAAAAGAAAGUGUUCAGUAAAAAGGAAAAUUUAGCUUUUCACUGCAUAAUCAAUCUUUUCACAUUAACAUAUAGGUACUUUCCUCUGUGGAUAUCCAUUUAGAAGGAUUGCAGUGACCUAUUAGAAUUCUGAUAAUAUUUUAUUAAGGAAUAUCUGUAUGUUAUAGAAUGUAUGAGGGCAUUUUCAAACUAAUAGAUUGCUUUGUUUCAGUAAAGAUCUCUUGUAUUUUAAUAGUCCAGAAUAACUGCAUGUUCUAAUAUCUAUAGGGACCUUUAUGAACACUAAUUAUAAUAAUAAUAACUUUAUUUACAUAGCACCUUUCAUUCAUUAAGAUGUAGCUCAAAAAUGCUUUACAAAGAUUGUAAAGCUAAAUCAAUGUAGUCAUAAAAAUACAAGAGAAACUUAAACAUAAGACAAACAUUAUAUAUUGUAGAAUAAAAUGUAGUCAAAUAUGUCGAAUAGUAUAAAAGUAAUCAACAUCAACAGGCAUUAAGUAAUCCUAUAAGUAGGCCAAAUUAUAAAAGUAGGUUCUUAGAAGUGUUUUGAAACAAUUCACAGUACUUUCCCUGGUGUAUCUCAGUUAGCAGAGUAUUCCAGAUUUUUGGUGCGUAAGAGCAAAAGGCCACAUCAACAGUUCUUCUAUGCUUGGUUCUAGGAACACUAAGCAUGGAUCUAAGAUUGUGGAUAGGGAUGUAAGGGGAUUGACACUCCAAAAUAUAUGGAGGAACUAGAUUAUUCAGAACCUUGUAUACAAUUAAUAGUAUUUUAAAGUUGAUAAAAAAGGAUACAAACAGCCACUGUAAUAAUGCCAAAGCUGGUGAAAUAUGUUCAUAUUUUCUACUUGUGGUUAAGAUUCUCGCUGCUGUAUUUUGAACAAGUUGCAGUCGAUUUAUAUCUUUCUUAGGUAGUCCUGAAAAGAACCAUCCUAUUACUCCUAAGUAUUCAGUAAUCUGUUACGCAGAGUCAGAGUCCUAAACAGUGUCUUAUUCCCAAUUGCAAUGUAGAAAAGCAGGUCUAUCAAGUACCACAGGAAGAGAAUACGAGCUGAUAUUUGCCUAUAAACUCAGGGGCACUAAGAGUUAUCAAAAGAAAGAUGAUGAUCAUCUGUAAAACAUUAUGUGGUAACAACAUACGGUUUACAGAAUUAUAAGAAGUGCAUAAUUUAGCAUGUUCACUAAUUUCUUCCUAUCCAUGUUCGCAAUAUGUCCUAUGUGUCAGAUCAGAAAAAAUCGAGUCAAGGAUUGUUUUCAUUACCAGUUCCAAUGAAAACUUCAAAUGUGAAACGGCCACAGAUAAAUAUUUAUUAUAUAGUAAAAAUGCUGCUCCUACAGAUUUCUUGUUAGUUAUAAUUAGAAGUUUGUUGCUUGGCAUGAAAUUUCCUGCUUCCAAAUAUACAGAUCAGUAAGUGACAUUUGUGCUUAAUUUCACCUAAUCCAGAUUUGACAUUUUUAAAUGUCCUGAGAAGAAUCUUUUCACUCUCCUGAGCCCAUCAGUUGUCUCAGUCAGCAAGUUCCUUUCGCCGUUGUUGGUUGGAAGAGACUUGGUAGAACUUCCUUUGUGUUCAGUUUUCAUAAAUGUGUGCAAUGUUAUUUUUGGUUUCUACCUCAGUGAUGGAUGAAUCAUCGGUUAUUUAUUUCAUUCUAAUUGCAAAUGGAGUUUGCCUCUAACAAGGAAAUAUGGAGUGUCCAUAAAAUUAAUUUGUUGUGUGUUGUUUAUGAUGAUUCCCUGUAGACCAGUUUGUUCUUCAGUGCAAAAUGUGGAACUUUGAUCUGGACUGCCCAUAAAACAUGGUGUUUUAAAAGAGAAAAGUUAAGUUUUCAAGUGGGAGGCACAUGGUACUCAUGAAGAUUGUCUUCCUCUAAAAGAUUUUAAGUAGAAAUGUGGGCAACUAUUUAAAUUGUAUUUUAAUAGGUUUCCUUUACUGCCAUGACGCUUUGCAAAUUAAGGCAAAUUAUAUUGAUUGUGAGCCCCAAUUAUACUUCAGUAACCUCAUUCAUAAUGUUAAGUCAUUUUUCUCUCCCUCUUAAUGAGUUGUAUCUGUGUAAAGGAGACAAUGUUUUGUUUAGAAAUAAAUGGUAAGUCUGUAGUCUGUCUAAAUUAUUAUUCCCCAUAAAUUAAGUUUGCUUGCUCGUUGGACUAUAUGACAAAUGUGGCUCCAAAACAUUUCUCCAGAGGGAGAGCAGGAAACUUCUGAGCUACCUAAGGUCUACAACCGUGUGCUUUUAAUUGAGGAUGGCAUUUUAUAAUGUAUCUUUCAUUUGCAAGGAUGGGUGGGAAGGGAGGGAACAUAUAUACGAAGUGUACAGAAUGCUUUAUUUUUCAGGAACUAGUGGGGCUUAAGUUGUUAAAUCUUUUUUUUUUGCUUUUCAAUACUCUAAAAUUUAAGCUGAGUGAAGGGAGGUGACCUUUUCAAGUGUACAAUAGCACUCCAGAGCCUAGCUCCACAACCAUAGGAUUUCCAGGUUUACCAUCAAUGUAAAUCUUACAUACUUUACUGUAAUACGAUUUCUUAUGUAAAUACUUGGCUUAAAUUGAGCUAUUGCUAAAAUAUGACCAAGCCUGCUUUUUUAUUAAAUCAUUGUGGGCUAUGGAGAUGCUUAUUAAUUUUAGACAGUGAGAACUGUAAUCAACAAACUGUUGGUGUUCUUCAAUGGAUUUAAGUUGUUGUCAGCAUCUCUCCUCCUCCCCUUGGAACAUACCAAUUAGAAUCGAAAGGACAGAUUGGACCUACAUUUCUUCAGAAUUCAGCAAAUGAGUGGCAAAGAAUGACUCUGGCUUUAAUAUCCCUGUCUUUGAAAUUGCAUGCCUGCUGUUCCAAGGUUUUCAAAGCCAAUGUGAUUGAUAUUCAGACUGCACUAAAUGAAAGCAAAGUAAAUGCAUAUUGAUUAAACCUUUGAAUGUUUGAAGUAAAAUGGUUUAGGCCCAUAGUACAUCACCAGAAUUUGCAAAGCCCAGAAUGGUUCCACAUCAUACUGAACUUAAAUAUGUAGUCAACGUCUUGCACAGCACAGUCAAUUAUCCUGUGCUUCAUUGAAUUGAACCAUCGGUGAACAAAAGAACAGUUGUGUCCUUUUGUAAGAUCAUGCUGUGGUUUGUUUUCAGUCUGACUCUGAAUUUACAUAAAUUAAUGUUGAACAUUUUUAAUUGCUAAAUUUGUCAUGUGCAUGGUUUUCAAAUAUGGUUUAAAAAAUGGAGUUGAUGGGGCAACUCCUCUGCCUACUACAAUAUCAAUGCUUAGAUCUUCUUUGGGGGUCUGUAGAGAAGUGAUCUCCUCAACCAGGAUGCAAAGGAAACAAAUUGCCUGCUUUCCCAAACAGUACUUUACAAAUCCCUGUUGUUUGUAGAACAACCAAGUCAGAGAUCAGGACAUGUAACCUGGUGUGUAAUUCACAGCAGAAUGAUAGAAAGAAAGGGAAAGCAAACAUUUAUAUUCCAAGAUUAUGGAUAUAUUAUCUGAACAGAUUGCUCACUUGAGUUCAGCGUGCAAAUUGAUGAAAUUCCGCUUAUGGGCAGUACUGAUAUUUUCCUUUGAAAUGCGGAAAAAAUGUAAUGCAUUUGCUGCCAUUUGUCAUUUUGCAAAAAUACAUUGUGAGAAGGACACUUGCAGACCUUUGAAUCUGUGUACAGACAAUGGGUUUAUGUAUGUAAUAUUUUACCAUUUCUUUGAUAAUUAGUUAUCAAAUCAACUGGCUUGAUGACCAAAUAAUGUUGGUGUUUGUUAAAUAUUCAAAUAGGUAUGUAUGUUUUUAUUUUAUAAAUUUGAUUUGAUAGAAUUUAGGAGCAUCUGUAAAAUGUCCACAGAGUGAACUGUAUUUCUGGAUUGUACUAAUAAAUGUGAGUGAUUUGGAAACUUC
Molecule: messenger RNA, 13404 nt
Organism: Hypanus sabinus (Atlantic stingray)
Lineage: Eukaryota; Metazoa; Chordata; Chondrichthyes; Myliobatiformes; Dasyatidae
Gene: gpr107
Product: G protein-coupled receptor 107
Exons: 18
Coding region: 63-1715 (550 amino acids)
Biological process (GO): clathrin-dependent endocytosis
Cellular component (GO): clathrin-coated vesicle; membrane; Golgi apparatus
Molecular function (GO): clathrin heavy chain binding
Source: RefSeq, a predicted model, not a curated record